This is a messenger RNA of Eremothecium sinecaudum, 1308 nucleotides long. Its product is annotated as pepsin-like aspartic protease. The record is from RefSeq and is a predicted model, not a curated record. Gene Ontology annotation, molecular function: aspartic-type endopeptidase activity. The transcript has a single exon. Bases 1 to 1308 code for a protein of 435 amino acids. Lineage: Eukaryota; Fungi; Ascomycota; Saccharomycetes; Saccharomycetales; Saccharomycetaceae. Gene Ontology annotation, biological process: proteolysis.
AUGAAAUUUCUCGGACUCGUUGCUGCGAGCGGCUUGCUGGCCAGUGCUCCAUUCGCGGGAGCCAACCCAAUUCCCGAGACCUCCAACAAACCUCAAUACAUUAAGUUAGACUUGGACAAGUCUAGAGCAGAACCAGUUAUCGGCAGUGAUAAACUAACUAAUGAGUUGAUACAGCUAGAAAGGGCAGGCAGUCAUCCUGUUCAGAUCGACAUCAAAAACAGAGAUGUAUACUACUCGGUCAAUGUCAGUAUUGGUACACCUCCACAGGAGAUAACCGUGCUAAUCGACACUGGGUCAAGUGAUUUAUGGGUUGUAGGUUCCGACGUGAAAUGUAGUCCUACUGAUCCAAGUGACCCAACUUGUAAAGCAUUGGGUACCUAUGAUAAAACUAAGUCAUCUGGCUGGUCAUCUAAUAAUACUAAGUUUUCCAUUGAAUACCUCGACGGUAGUUACGGUAUAGGUGAAUGGGGUAUGGAUGCCAUUAAUAUGGAUGGUGUCAAAGUUGAUGGCUUAACCUUCGGUGUGGCAAACGAAUCUUCCACCUCAAUUGGUGUGUUGGGGAUCGGUCUACCAGAAUUAGAAUCCACAAGUGAUGAUAAUCCACCACACUAUUAUGAUAAUUUACCUUUAUUGUUAAAGCGUAACGGUGUUAUUGCAAGGAACGCAUACUCCCUUUACACUAACCAAUUGGACGCUAAAUCAGGAUCUAUUCUUUUCGGAGGUGUUGACCAUGCUAAGUACACUGGCCAAUUAUACACUGUCCCAAUUGUUAGCACUAGAAGGGGCACUUCUAAACCAUCCGCUUUGGCUGUUUCAAUGAGUGGACUAGUCUACAGUUCUGGGGGCAAAAAGACUAAUGCUGUGACCACACAAAUUCCUGCUCUAUUGGACAGUGGUACCACACUAUCCUACUUCCCACAGGAAAUGGCUGAUGGUAUUGCAAAAGCUGUAGGUGCUACAUGGGAUAAUAAAGUUAAGGCAUACCUUGCUAAAUGCCCUGCUGACAACGACAAAAGUACAUUCGAUUUCAACUUUAGUGGUGUUCAAAUUAGUGUCCCUAUCCAAGAUUAUGUUUUGGAAGCUGUUAGCCCCGGUGUCUGUGCUUUCGGUUUCAUGCCUUACAACAAUAGAAUCGCUAUUUUGGGUGACAUAUUCUUGACUGCUGCUUACGUUGUCUACGACUUGGACAAGCUAGAGAUCUCCCUAGCUCAAGCUAAAUACAAUGCUGGUGAAAAAAUUGAACCUAUUAUCACUGAAGUCCCAGGCGCCAAGAAAGCCCCAGGCUUUUCUAACGCUUUGAACUUCUAA